This is a messenger RNA of Hymenoscyphus albidus, 565 nucleotides long. NCBI's taxonomy places the organism in Eukaryota, Fungi, Ascomycota, Leotiomycetes, Helotiales, Helotiaceae. The record is from the annotation of a GenBank genome assembly.
AUGCCUUCUACAGAUCGGCCUCAAUCGUCCCACAAAUCUUCGUCACACGACGAUGCUCAAAUUCAUAACCUUGCCGUAAUUGCUCGUAUUAUGAAGGAUGCCUUGCCAGACAAUGCAAAGAUCACAAAGGAUGCAAAAGAGUUUAUACAGGCUUGCGUCAGCGAGUUUAUCUCUUUUAUCACAAGCGAAGGUAUGUCUCAUUACGAAAGUGUGUAUUUUGCUAACAAUCUUAUUAUAGCAGCUGAGAGUUGUCCCAACAGCGGGCGCAAGGCGAUCACUGGUGAGGACAUUGUGUCCGCCCUUGACUCAGUAGGUUUCGAGAACUACGCAAAAGCCUUGAAGAUUUAUUCAUCCAAGUAUCAAGAAGUAAUUUAUUAUUCGACAUUACCGUCAAUAGCAAAUCAGAACUGACUAAUGCAAAUAGAAACAAAUGAUUGAAGGUGAAAACCAAUCCAGCAGCCAAGGCUAUGAAGCCGCUAGCGUAUCAGACGGGGCGGCAAAUAUAACCUCAUCAAACACCCUCCCCGGCAGCGCUGAAGGAAACAACAACGAUUUAGGCAGCUAG